GAGCUGCCGAUCCAAAGGCCCGGCUCAGGAGUGAUCCCGAGUCGCCUGUGGUAUCAAGAUCAAGAUCAAGAGAACAACAAUGCUGAGGAAGCGAGCGCUCUAUCUCAUUCUUUACUUUUCUCAAAUUAUACCUCUGUGUCAAGGCCUUAAAGGAGGAUGUCAAAGCCGGGACUAUGGACAUGGCAGCACUGUGUGUGUGUGUGACACCAGCCACUGUGACACCCUCCCCCACAUCACUCCACCAAUCCUUCCCUCAGUAUUCAUCAUUUCCACCAACAAGGCUGGUCGACGCUGGGAGGUCACCACUGACAACUUUUUAUCUCUCCAGUGAUGAUGAACUGGAUCAGGAGGAGGAGGAGGAGGAGGUGGUUGUUAAGGUGGAGCAUGUGGAGGGGUACCAGAAGAUUAUUGGGUUUGGUGGUGCAUUCACUGAUGCCGCAGGACUCAACAUCCUCUCUCUGCCUCCAGAGCUGCAAGACACUGUACUCAGGGCUUAUUAUUCCCCUGAGGGCCUGGAGUACACUAUGGGGCGAGUGCCAGUGGGAGGCACUGACUUCAGCACACACCCUUACACCUAUGAUGACUUGCCCCAUGGCCAGAUUGACCCUCUUUUGACAAAGUUUGCCUUGGCUAAAGAGGAUCUGAAGCUCAAGAUACCCCUGAUUAAAAAAGCAAGGGCCAUGUCCCCAGUACCUAUUAAGCUCUUUGGGUCGGCUUGGGGUGCCCCUGGCUGGAUGAAGGACUCAGGCAAAAUUGCAGGCAAAGGCAAGAUACAACUGAAGUACUAUAAGACUUGGGCACAGUACUAUGUGAGGUUUCUACAGAACUAUGGCCAACACAAUAUAAGUUUUUGGGGACUCACUGCCCAAAAUGAGCCAACAGAUGGACUUCAGUCAUCAUUUAGUUUUAAUGCAGUUGGAUGGACUCCCAAAGAACAGGCUGAGUGGAUGGGGCAAUUCCUUGGCCCAGCCCUGGAGAGUGCUGGCUUGGGACAUAUCAAACUGAUGGUGCUUGAUGACAACCGCAUCUUUCUACCCAAAUGGGUGGAUGAUGUGAUGACCAAUGCUGCUGCUGCCAAGUAUGUGUCCGGUGUGGCUGUGCAUUGGUAUACUGACUGGUUCACUCCUCCCUUGACUCUGGACAUAACACACAGUCGCCAUCCACAACUCUUCAUCUUGUAUACUGAGGCAUGUACUGGGCAGUGGCCGUGGCAGCCUCUCAAAGUAGUGCUGGGGUACUGGCCACGUGCAGAGAGCUAUGCAGCAAACAUUAUAGAGGGCCUAGAACACUGGUCUACAGGUUGGAUAGACUGGAACCUGGCCCUGGAUGUGAAGGGAGGACCAAACUGGGCCAAGAACAAUGUUGAUGCUCCGGUCAUUGUUAACGCUAGUGCUAGGGAGGUGUACAAACAGCCCAUGUACUACACCUUGGCACACUUUACCAAGCUGCUGCUUCCGGGAAGUGUGCGAGUAAAGCUUAGUAUUCCUAGUGCUAGCUACAGCAACAUAUUACACACGGCCUUUGUACGUCCAGACAAUGCCACUGUUGUCACCUUCCUCAACAGGGAUGAUUAUUCAGUACGCAUUCGACUUGAUGAUCAUCGUGUGGGAAGUCUGAGGCUGCGUAUGGAACCUCGGUCCCUAGUCUCUGUCAUCUGGGGACCUCCGAGGGAUUGAGAAAUGAGAGAGCAGUGUAACGGCUUCAAGCAAGUGUGUGGCUUUUUCCUAUAUUCUCUUUUGAAUAAACUGUUAUUAAUGGUCACAGUUAUUACAUACUUAUCUAUGUUUUCUGUCACAGAAAUCGUAAUACUUACAAUGAUGCUGAAAUAGAUGGAACAGCUUAGCAAAUUUGUUUUUAGAGUUAAAGAUGGUUGUUCUGUAUCUUCAGAGUUUGUCUUCUCAUGAGAUCCUGCUGUUAAUGGUGUAUCCUAGUGGAAAAGAAACACACUUUUAGUCAAGUCUGACAGUGGAAGUGAUUGAUUAUGUAUGAUUUUGUUUUUGUUCAGUAACCCCUAAUGACAGGAUCACUAUAUUCAAAUUCUGUAGAAUACCAUUUAUGUAUUCAGUGAUUUGAUUUCUACCUCGAAUAGAUAGCACUGAUAUUUUUUUCUUUCAUGUUUCUUUAUUUUUUUCCUUGAGAGAAAAGCUGAUAAGUUACAGACUUUUGUCAUCUAGUCAGUUAUGCUCUGCUUCACUUUAUUUGUGUGCGUGUGCUCCCUUUUGAUACAUGUAGAAUAUGUACGUGUUCUGUUUGUAGUACAAUUUUCAUUACUAUCUGUAUACUCUCAUUUCUCUAAUUUACUAUUACUCAUUAUCAUGAAAAUGUCAAAUUUAUUACUGGUUAAAAUAAGCCAACAGUCUUAUAUAUGUUGGUGUGCUUAUGGUUUGCAUGACAAUGUGUUUUAUCAAGUGUUAUGAAUUAUUUUGGUUUAAUCAAGAAUUUGGAAGAGUAAAUUAUACACACUAACUAAACAAUCAUAAUUGUUGACUUCAACAAAAUUCUUGUUAGGAAAUUUAACAUGUGUGCCUGAAUGUGUGUAUUGUGUUCUGCAUCUGCAAAGGUUUACAUGUACAGAUAGGUACAUUGUACUGUAUCCAUCAUUUCUGCAUAAUAGGGGAUGUGGUUGUCUUAAAAGUUCAAAGAAGAUUAGCAACCUGUGCAGAGUACAAGGAAGCCAGACUUUUCUCUCGCAAAGGCCUUGAAAUCAAGUGAUAUUUUUGUAUAUUAUAUUAUAAAUAGAUUAAAAUAUAUAGACGAGGUGAUAGAGAGACCACAAGAAUAUUUUGUUAUACUUGUAGAGGUUUUAAUUAUUAAAAUCGUGUUUUCA
Molecule: messenger RNA, 2827 nt
Organism: Portunus trituberculatus (swimming crab)
Lineage: Eukaryota; Metazoa; Arthropoda; Malacostraca; Decapoda; Portunidae
Product: putative glucosylceramidase 4
Exons: 12
Coding region: 174-1676 (500 amino acids)
Biological process (GO): glucosylceramide catabolic process
Molecular function (GO): glucosylceramidase activity
Source: RefSeq, a predicted model, not a curated record